ACCAUUUCUGUUUCCAAAACAAUGACAAGAUCAAUGAUCAUCAGCCCGACUAACAACUGUGUUUCUUCCUUUCAAUUUUCAGUGUCUCCCAGUCUAAAUUAACUACGUGAUGACAGACCCUAAAAAUUACAACUCCAGCGGCUUCAAUAGAUGGAUCAACUUCAUGCCUCCCCAUCCACAAUACUACUGCUCUGAAUCCACUUCUUCUUUCAAUUCCAAUCCUUAUCAUCCACAUCUUCAGUUCUCUCAUAACUUGAUGUAUAACAACUCCUUCUGUGUUGUUCAGAGCCAACCCUCAUCAUCUCAUGAUUCUCAUCUGAAAGAAGCUCUGCCUUUAAUAAACAAACUAAACCCUAGAGGAGCACAAUUAGAGGAAGAGGAAGAGGAAGAGGGCACAAGUCACAACCCCAAGAACAAAGCUGAUGUCGAUGAUGAUGAUGUAGCCCUACGUAUAGGCCUCCCAAGUAGUAAUUAUAGUAUUGAUCCGGGUAGUGGUGGUAUGGAAGUAGAUCAAUCUAAUGAUGAUGAAUUAGGAGCAGCUGCGAGUGUGGACAGAUUAAACAACGGUCAUUACUGGAUUCCCACCCCUUCUCAGAUUCUAAAUGGCCCAACUCAAUUCUCAUGUCCUCUGUGCUCCAAAACCUUUAACAGAUACAAUAACUUGCAGAUGCAUAUGUGGGGACAUGGAUCUCAAUACAGGAAAGGACCGGACUCUCUAAAAGGAAAUAAGCCCACAGCAAUGCUGAGACUCCCUUGCUACUGCUGCGCACAAGGUUGCAAGCACAACAUUGACCACCCAAGAGCCAAACAACUCAAGGACUUCAGAACUCUCCAAGCACAUUACAAGAGAAAGCAUGGGAUAAGGUCCUUCAUCUGCAAAAGAUGUGGCAAGUCACUUGCUCUGAAAGGUGAUUGGAGAACUCAUGAAAAAAACUGUGGCAAGAUUUGGCAUUGCAUUUGCGGCUCUGAAUUUAAGCACAAGAGAUCUCUCAAAGACCACAUUAAGUCCUUCGGUGUAGGACAUGGAGCUUUCGAUAUCGAGUAUUUUGAAGAGGAUGAUGAACCAGCAUCUGAAAUAGAACACAUAUGAUCGAGUACGUUGCUCCUCUAUCAUGAUGGAUAUGGACAUAUGGUAAACUUGGCAGUCUUGGCUUUGCCUUUCUUAUAUAUGUUCAUUCUUCUCCUUUGAAAACUGGGCUAGUAAUUAUGAAAACUAUCGAGCUGCUUUGGUUAUGAACGUAUAAGUGAUUAACAAGCUUUGCUAAUUUCAUCAUUCUUCUUUUAUUCUUUUAUAUUUUUUGUUGCAGCAACUUCUUUCUAAUUAGUUAUAUAGAAAAACAAAACAUUCUUUUCAAAUGCUUGUGUUUAGUUUGACUUAAUUAGUAUCAGAGAAAAUAUCUUUAAAAAAAUCCCAAGUCCUUGGGGUAGUGUGUAUCGGGAGUAUAUAUACAUGCUGCACGUACAAGCGAGCAGGUGCUGUUGGUUGUGGUUUCUCACCGAAUUGGAGAUAGGUCGGUUGGUGGUUAGGUGUGGUACCGUGUUCGAUACAAGCAGGUCUCCAUGCUGGUUUGGAACUUUGGAUGAAUUAAUGGAUGAUGGUGUUGAGCCGUCCGAGACGCCUCUGUGAUGUCAUAGUGCAUGCAACCGGACUUAUAGGUUGCUGCUGCAAAAGUUGUUCGAGGCUUAUGGGCAUUUCUAACAUCCUUCGCUGUCUCUAAUGGAUUAUCUCAUGUUUUUGUAUAUGACGCGCUAAUACUUCUUCCUGGCCCAGAUUUUCUCCUUCAAUUGGCCAAAGUAUUUGGGUCGAACUUGUAUAUGUGGUGUCAAAUGCACAAUCCUAGGCUCUCGUACGUGGGCAGUUUAUUUUGUUUUUAUUCGGGCAUUAGUCUUGGGAGAGAUGGGAUAUAUUUUAGGUCAUCUUGCAAUUUUUAUUCGGGCAUUAGUCUUGGAAGAGAUGGGAUAUAUUUGAGGUCAUCUUGCAAUUUCUAUGAUAUCAAGGAUCACUAUAUCCUCCACAACUAGUUGCUGAAGCCGCAACUUUUGUUUUCUCGAAGAUUUGUGAGUUUCUUUUUUUCCUUGGUAAUUCAAGCAUUUGUGUCGUUGGGACUUGAAUCAAUGGCCGGAGAAGUUUCAAUCCCUCAUAAUCACCUAAGUGCAAGAGGUAAUAUUACCCAAAAGCCCGAGAGCUAGUGAAUCCAGCAAGGAGACCACACAGGCCAAACACACCCACUGUUCUGCCUCACUAAGUCGUACCACCGCAAGAAUCGACGUCAAAUAAUGUCCUAUGUUUCGCCAUCACCGUGCAACCCUGAUCUAACCUAAAUCUGGAUGGAUAAGCAAGUCAUCGAUCAUAGCCUUCCAACAUUGAUACUAGGGAUCGAAGGGUUGACAUCAAGUCUUAUCCACGCGACCACAAUCGAUAAACACUCUCCCAAUGCAAUCCACCUUACCUCAACCCCCAAGCAUCAUCGUCUUAGGCCACAUUUGGUUCGCAGAAAGUAAAUAUCAAGAAAAGAAACUUGUUCAUUUCUUGCGUUUGGGAUACAAAAGGAAAUGAAAUACUUUCCUGAAGAAAGGAAAAAUAAGAGGGAAAAUGGUUCCUUGCAAACACCAAAGGAAUCUAUUUCCCCUAUUUGUUCCUUGCAUUUAUUACUCACAACACAUUAUUUUAUUUCAUUAAUUACAAACUUUUUAACUACUUUUAGUUUCCUUCCCAUGGGAAAGACAAAAGAAUUACUUUCUUUUUUGUGAACCAAACGAGAUGAAUCGGGUCCAAUAUACAACACCAUAAGCCAGGGACCCAAAUGCCCCACCCGAACCACCAAUGUAGUUAUGCCUACGCCUAAGGAAACCGCUGAGGAGAUCACCAUCGAUACACGUCUGUCCAACAUCGAUGCCUAAUAGACGCGUCUGUCCAACAUCGAUGCCUAAUAGACGUGUUGCCGCCAACAAAGCAUGUAUAUAUACUAGAGGAGGUAGGCAUGUGUAGCGCAUUCUUACGUAGAGUAUUUUUCAAUCACUUGUCUCUUAGACUUUUUUAAUGUAAAUUUUGGAAAUUAAAAUUUUGGGAAUGAGAAGUUUGUUUUUUUUUUUUUCGUUUUCUCUUUGAGCGGGAAAGAUAGAAAAUCCAUACCUUUUUUUUUUUUUUGUACGAAAGAAACUACAAUCAAAAUGGUUUGGGAAAAAAAAAUCAAAAUGGGCUUGACCCAAAUUCUUUAAUGAACUCCCCACCUUUGCAAACCCCAAAAUAUCUCUCUCUCCCUACCACACAGCAGCAGCGGCAAUCGAGGGAAUGAUGGCUGUGGCUUUGGUUAUUUCUCCAACCUUCUGUUGCAGGCCAUCAAACGGUUCAAAGAUCGUCAAAUCGUGCUCCAAUAUUAGUAGUGAUAGCAAAACUUACACAUCCCAAAUCGGAACGAAGAAGCGAUGCUUGAGGUGCAACACCCUCUACACAGACGAGGAUAAUUCCCCUACUGCUUGCUCCUUCCAUGGCCACAGUACUGGAGAGAAGGGAUUAUUUGCAUUGGCUCCACCACACCAAGGAAUUGAUGGAGAGUGGAGUGACAGGUCUGGAGUAAUUGUGUAUAGAUGGAAUGAGAAGAACAAGAGACCAAACACUGGAAGUGGGAAUUGGAAGAAAAGAUGGAGCUGUUGUCAAGAGUAUGAUCAGGAUGCCACACCCUGUCAAAGAGGAUGGCAUGUUUCCUAUGAUGAUGGCUUCACUCUAUAUUAGCAAUCUAGCAGUGGCCUUGAAUUAAUGUCCUCAUCCACCCUUUUCGCUGAGCAGUAUGAUAUAGAGUAUGUCGACCAUGGUGCGUUUGUCGUGUAAAAUCAAUACCUUCUUAUAUAUAUGAGAAGCAUUUUGGUUGUCUUGUAUCCUUUCAAAUUUCGACAAUCAGAGUCACUCCGGCCGCUUUAAUACCAGCUAUACCUAAGACCUUAUGAACUUUGAAUGUAAUCCACUUUGUAAAUGGCAGAUUGGGAGCUUAUUAUGCCAAGUUAUUUUGGGUCUGCCUGUUCUGUUUCAACACUACUUUUCCUGCAAAAUCGAAAGAACUUGGGAUUUGUCAACUA
Molecule: messenger RNA, 4074 nt
Organism: Rosa rugosa (rugosa rose)
Lineage: Eukaryota; Viridiplantae; Streptophyta; Magnoliopsida; Rosales; Rosaceae
Product: zinc finger protein WIP2-like
Exons: 5
Coding region: 110-1090 (326 amino acids)
Biological process (GO): anatomical structure development; regulation of gene expression
Cellular component (GO): nucleus
Molecular function (GO): DNA-binding transcription factor activity
Source: RefSeq, a predicted model, not a curated record